Molecule: messenger RNA, 1623 nt
Organism: Leptosia nina
Lineage: Eukaryota; Metazoa; Arthropoda; Insecta; Lepidoptera; Pieridae
Source: the annotation of a GenBank genome assembly
AUGAGGCUGUCACUGCACGUCGCGGUGGUGGUACUGUCGCUGUACCACACAUGCAAAGCGGAGAGACUUGUGCGAGCUAUACCAAAUCCGAGCCAGAACUAUGCGGUAUUAGGCGAACCCAUAGCUGCGAACCUAGAUGAGGAUGGUUAUUUCUAUCCGAAGCCGAAGAUACCAUUCCCUCCACCGCCGCCACCAACACGACCUUCUCCACCUCCACAGACGAGGCCGCCACCACCCCCAACUCCGCCAAGGACACCACCACCACCGCCACCAACGAGACCUCCACCACCACCAUCACCGAAAACGCAAACAACUGGUUAUGAUUAUCCGAAACCAACUAUUCCUUUCACAUUCCCUACUCGACCACCACCCACAAGACCGCCACCACCACCUAGUCCACCAACAUAUUUACCUCCUACGCAACCAUCACCGCCACCUACCAGACCUCCUCCACCGCCACCACCACCUACUAGACCUCCUCCACCACCACCUACAAGGCCUCCUCCACCACCACCUACAAGGCCUCCUCCACCACCACCUACAAGGCCUCCUCCACCACCACCUACUAGACCACCUCCACCGCCACCAACCAGACCACCACCACCACCACCAACUCCACCUAGAACACCACCACCGACCAGGCCACCCCCACCACCUUCACCAAAAACGCCAACAACUGGUUAUGAUUAUCCAAAACCAACUAUUCCUUUCACAUUCCCUACAAGACAACCAACAACAAGAUAUCCACCGAGUCAACCAACAUAUCUACCACCAACACGGCGUCCACCACCACCUUCGCCACCACCAACUAGACCUACACCACCACCUACAAGACCACCUCCUCCCCGUACGCCUCCAACAAGGCCUUCUCCCCCUCCUAGACCACCCUCUACAUACAUACCACCAUCAAGACCAACGCCACCACCUACACCAAGACCAACGUAUCCAACAUAUACUGCAACUUAUCUACCACCAACUAGACGACCACCACCUACAAGACCACCCACACAACCGACAACCCCAAAACCCAUAACUUACCUACCACCUACACAAACUGCGCCGCCACCUACACCUCGUCGAACACGACCCACACCUCCACCGACCAGACCCACAUAUUCAACUAUAAUUCCAACAUAUAGAACCACUGGGUAUGACUACCCAAGCCCAAAAGUAACUUUUACAUUACCAACACAACCUACAUAUCUACCACCAACAAGAUCACCUCCCACUAGGCCUCCACCACCACCUACCCAGCCGCCUACCAGACCACCUCCUCCACCUACGCAACCACCCACCAGACCACCACCUCCACCUACGCAGCCACCCACCAGACCACCACCUCCCCCUACGCAACCACCAACCAGACCACCACCUCCCCCUACGCAACCACCAACCAGACCACCACCUCCACCUACGCAACCACCAACUAGACCGCCACCUCCACCUACCAGACCAACCUCAGGUUAUACCUACCCAAGGCCGUCAUCACCAUUCCCAACACCGACAAGACAACCUCCAUACACUAGACAGCCUAUUACGCCCCCACCAUACACCACAAGGCCACCAUUUGUACCAGACGAAGGUUAUUAUUACGAUCGACCAAGGGUACCAUUCGUAUUCUAA